GACGGGGUCAUCGCACUUCACUCUUCACUGCCGAGUGUGUUUGCACUGCAGGUUUUUGUGGGAGAAGAGGAAGUGGCGGUGCAGGAAGUCAACAAGUGACUCCUUAAACAUGCUGGAUCCAGGAGCGAGUGAGACCACAGGCCUCAGCCACAUUUAUGAAGUACAAGGAUUCAUCCAGGCAAGCGUGCAGAGGAACAACACGGUGAAAGAGCUGCUAAUGAUGAAACGCCAGGAGUGGAACUGCUCAGACGAGGACAACCACAUGGAGCAGAAUUUUAAAUUUGCAGAACCUGAACCCUUUGCCAGCGACGCGAGUCCUUACCAGUUGGGCCUUCACGUACCAGUAAACCAAAACACCCCCCCUCAUUUCCCUCCUGCUUAUCCUGGAAGCAUUCACCUCAAGCCGCAGCACACGCAGAUUCCGCCUUUGUGGGGAAACGUGGCUCCGACCGUCGAGAACAAACUGUCUCUGUUUCACUGGCAAAUCCAGCAAGCGGCACAUAAAGCUGGAGACGUUCCCCCCGAGCUGCUCAACUGGCAAGAUGCAGACGGGGACACGUAUCUUCACAUUGCUGUGGCGCAAGGGAGACGAGCUCUGGCUUACGUGCUUGCUGGGAGAAUGGCCAAACUUGGCUCUUUGGACUUGAAGGAGCACAACGGCCAGACAGCGCUUCAGAUAGCCACUGCCACCAAUCAGCACUUAAUCGUCCGUGAUCUGAUGGCGCACGGAGCACAAAUCAACACUUGUGACUUCUGGGGUCGGUCGCCUUUGCACGUGUGUUGUGAAAAAGGCCACUUUCUCAGUCUUCAGACAAUCUGUGACGCCUUUUGCCAGAGUCAACAACCGAUUGAUGUUGACGUCUUCAAUUAUGAGGGUCUGACCCCGCUCCACACGGCAGUUUUGGCGCACAACAAUGUCAUUAAAGACCUGAAGCUUCUGGAAAGUCCUUGUUCGUAUGUGGUGAUGCAGAGGAAACACGUGUUUGUUGAAUGUAUCCAGACUCUGCUGCUCAUGGGUGCGUCCCUCGCGACCAAGGAUCUCAAAAGUGGCCGGACUUGUCUUCACAUGGCUUCUGAGGAGGCAAACGUGCAGCUGCUGCAACUUUUUCUGGACCGGCCUCGCUCGCUGUCCGUUGUAAAUGUUAAGACGUUUAGUGGAAACACUGCCCUGCACGUUGUCAGCGCUUUGCAAAAUCACAAGAGACAAGUUGAUGCGGUAAAGCUGCUGAUGAAAAAAGGAGCUGACCCCGGAACCAAGAAUUCUGAAAAUGACCUGCCGUCUCAGCUGGUGCCCGAAGGACCCGUUGGUGAAAAGGUGCGGCUCAUCCUGAAGGGGAAACGGGUGUACGCUUAAAAGCACAAAAACACUGUCAGUCAGACAGUCCGCUCUAUGAAACUAUUUGCCAAAGUAAGGCAGAUGCUGGUUGUUUCAGUGAAACAUGCCUCAUUGUUCAUUACCGUGUAAUGCUACAAAGAAAGUAAAGCUAACACUUGCAUUUAACUGGGUUUUCUUUAGGAUGAUACUUGAUAAUUGUGAUCACAUUCUAUGUUUGAGGGAUUAGGGGUUGUACUUUUUUGAUAAAUACUAGUAGUUAACAUGUUUAGUAUUAUUGUAGCUUCCAUAUAGCAAUAUUUUUUGAUCAAAAAUACACAUUUUACACAAACAUAACAGAAAUCAUGUUGACAAAUCAGAUAAUCACAUCGUUUUUGUAUCAUGUUGUGGCAUGACAUUUUUUAGGCCAUCGACCUUCCAGAUUUUGUAAAUGCAUAU
Molecule: messenger RNA, 1771 nt
Organism: Hippoglossus stenolepis (Pacific halibut)
Lineage: Eukaryota; Metazoa; Chordata; Actinopteri; Pleuronectiformes; Pleuronectidae
Gene: nfkbiz
Product: nuclear factor of kappa light polypeptide gene enhancer in B-cells inhibitor, zeta
Exons: 10
Coding region: 110-1354 (414 amino acids)
Biological process (GO): regulation of gene expression
Cellular component (GO): nucleus
Molecular function (GO): protein binding
Source: RefSeq, a predicted model, not a curated record